Molecule: messenger RNA, 8214 nt
Organism: Artibeus jamaicensis (Jamaican fruit-eating bat)
Lineage: Eukaryota; Metazoa; Chordata; Mammalia; Chiroptera; Phyllostomidae
Gene: TLR4
Product: toll like receptor 4
Exons: 4
Coding region: 290-2875 (861 amino acids)
Biological process (GO): immune response; toll-like receptor signaling pathway; inflammatory response
Cellular component (GO): membrane
Molecular function (GO): transmembrane signaling receptor activity; lipopolysaccharide binding; lipopolysaccharide immune receptor activity
Source: RefSeq, a predicted model, not a curated record
GCUUCCUCUUGCUGUUCGUCCUGCCACUGGUCUGCAGACACUUGCUUCUUUUUCUAACUUCCCCUCCUGAGAAAGGGGAGAGAAAUACUAGAGAAACAAAAGUCCAGACUGCUAAGGUUGCCACUCUCACUUCCUCUUGCCCCUAGCGCAGCGCUGCUUUGAAUACAGGAAUCGCUGUGGGGCACCAGAGUGAGGGAAAGAAGAGCCGCGAGGCUGAGGCUGCAGGGGGAAGGCAGUUACAGCUCAUCGGGCUUUCGCAGAGCCGGUUCUGGUUGCAGAAAAUGCCAGGAUGAUGUCUCCCACCCGCCUGGCUGGGACUCUGAUCCCAGCCAUGGCCUUUCUCUCCUGCCUGAGACCUGAGAGCUGGGACCCUCACGUGCAGGUACGCACCAUUCUGAGUGCUGAGGACAUAGCAGAGAGCAAGACCAUCAAACCUUACAACCGGGUGGCUCCUAACAUCACUUACCAGUGCAUGGAGCUGAAGUUCUACAAAAUCCUUGAUAACAUCUCCACAUCAGCCAAGACACUGGACCUGAGCUUUACCACCCUGAGGUGUUUAGGCAACUAUAGCUUCUCUAGAUUCCCAGAACUGCAGGUGCUGGAUUUAUCCAGGUGUGAUAUUGAGAUGAUUGCAGAUAAUGCAUAUCAAGGCCUAAACCAUCUCUCCACCUUGAUAUUGACGGGAAACCCUAUACGGAGUUUAGCCAUGGGAGCCUUUUCUGGACUAUCAAGUUUACAGACACUGGUGGCUGUGGAGACAAACCUGGCAUCCCUAGAGGUCUUCCCCAUUGGACACCUGAAAACUCUGAAGGAGCUUAAUGUGGCUCACAAUCAUAUCAAUUCCUUCAAGUUACCUGAGUAUUUUUCUAACCUGACUAACCUGGAGAACUUGGACCUUUCUAAUAACAACAUCCAAAAUAUUCAUCAUGAAGAUGUGCAGGUUCUACAUCAAAUUCCCCCAUUCAAACUCUCUCUAGAUCUGUCCCUCAACCCUUUAGACUUUAUCCAACCAGGUGCCUUUGAAAAAAUUGAGCUCCGUGAACUGACUUUGAGAAGUAAUUUUAAUAGUACCAAUGUAAUGAAAACUUGUAUUCAAGGUCUGGCUGGUUUAAAAGUCGAUCGGUUGGUUCUGGGAGAAUUUAAAAAUGAAAGGAUGAUACCAGAGUUUGACAAAUCUGCCCUGAAGGGACUAUGCAAUUUGACUAUUGAAGAAUUCCGAAUAGCAUUCUUCGAUAAUUUCCCAGAGGAUGACCUUGGCUUUUUAAAUUGUUUGGCAAAUGUUUCUACAGUUUCUCUGGUGAAUCUGCGUUUAGACAGGUUAGGAACUCCUCCUAAAGAUUUCAAAUGGAAAAACUUAAAAUUGGCUAAUUGUCAUUUGAAACAUUUUCCCAUACUGGAGCUUGACUUUCUCAAAGAGUUUGUUUUCACUGACAACAAAGGUAUAUCCCUUUUUACUGAUGUUCAUCUACCAAUCCUGGAGUUUCUAGAUCUCAGUAGAAAUGGCUUGAGCUUCAAGGGUUGCUGUCAUCACAAUGAUUUUGGGACAACCAGACUGAAACACUUAGAUUUGAGCUUCAACGAUGUUAUUACCAUGAGUUCAAACUUCUUGGGCCUAGAGCAACUAGAAUAUCUGGAUUUCCAGCAUUCCAACUUGAAACAGGCCAGUGAUUUUUCAGUAUUCCUAUCGCUCAGAAAACUCCUUUACCUUGAUAUUUCUUAUACUAAUACGCAAGUUGUCUUCCGUGGAAUCUUUGAUGGCUUGGUCAGCCUCCGAGUCUUGAAAAUGGCUGGCAAUAAUUUUGAGAAUUACUUCCUUCCAAACAUCUUCACAGACUUGACAAACUUGACCUUCCUGGACCUCUCUAAUUGUCAACUAGAACGAGUGUCCCAGGAGGCAUUUGGCUCACUCCCUAAACUUCAGUUGCUAAAUAUGAGCCACAACAACUUCUUUUCCUUGGAUGUACUUCCUUAUAAACAUCUCCCUCUCCAGAUUCUGGAUUACAGUUUUAAUCAUAUAGUGGCUGCCAAGAGUCAAGAACUACAGUAUUUACCAAGUAGCCUAGUUUCCUUAAAUCUUACUCAGAAUGAGUUUGCUUGUGUUUGUGAACACAUGAGUUUCCUACAGUGGGUCUGGGACCGCAGAAUUCUCUUGGGGGGAGCUGAGCAAAUGAUGUGUGUGAAGCCUUUAGAGAUGCAGGGUAUGUCUGUGCUCAGUUUUAGAAAUGACACCUGUCAGAUGAAUAAGACUAUUAUUAGUGUGUCAGUUCUCUCUGUACUGGUGGUAUCUGUUGUAGCAGUUCUGAUCUAUAAGUUCUAUUUCCACCUGAUGCUUCUGGUUGGCUGCAAGAAGUACAGCCGAGGUGAAUGCACCUAUGAUGCCUUUGUUAUCUACUCAAGCCAGGAUGAGGACUGGGUGAGGAAUGAGUUGGUCAAAAACUUGGAGGAGGGGGUGCCCCCCUUUCAGCUCUGCCUUCACUACAGAGACUUUAUUCCUGGUGUAGCCAUUGCCGCCAACAUCAUCCAGGAGGGUUUCCACAAAAGCCGCAAGGUUAUCGUUGUUGUGUCCCAGCAUUUCAUCCAGAGCCGAUGGUGCAUCUUUGAGUAUGAGAUUGCCCAGACCUGGCAGUUUCUGAGCAGUCAUGCCGGCAUCAUCUUCAUUGUCCUGCAGAAGUUGGAGAAGUCCUUGCUCCGGCAGCAGGUGGAGCUAUAUCGCCUUCUCAGCAGGAACACUUACCUGGAGUGGGAGGACAGUGUCCUGGGGCGGCACAUCUUCUGGAGACGACUCAGAAAAGCCUUGCUGGAUGGUAAAUCAUGGAAUCCAGAAGGAACGGAGGAUGCAGAAAGCAGCCAACAUGAAGCAACAACCUCCACUUGAGGAGCAAACGCUCCUCAGGUGCUUCUUGCCUGGGUGGACCCACUACUUGUUCAGCUGCAACAUGGCAGGUGUUGCACUCAGGGCAGGUGAUUCAGUGGUACACAAGAUACACAGGCCUGCUGAUCUCAUGGGGUUCACAGUGCCAAGGGAAUAAAUACUGUGCUGAAAUACAGACCCUCCAGGUGAAUGUUUUAACCACCUCAGUUAAGGUGUUCAUGAUAGAGAAAGUCAACUCAACUCUUACCCCACAUAACUGAAUUAUAACUAAGAGACUGGCCCCCAUGACAUCAGAAAAGGAUGUAAUUCUUCCCCUGAGCCUUUGGAAUGGAAAGCACCUUAUAUUUUACACUGUGGCUACCUUAAAACACAGCAGUGGAGGUAGUUUCAACUAAGCUGGGCCUUUGCUCACUUUUCCCUUUUCUACUGAAUACAAUUUAAAUAAUAUACGCUGAUGAUUCAGAUCCUCCUUCCACUUCAAGUCAGUUUCCUUACAAAGGUUAAAACCUUGCACCAGUUCCCUAAGGAAAUCCGAGUGACACAUAUUCACAAACAUCCUGGUCAAUUUUUUAGCAUGUUCUAUUUAUUAACUAAUAGUCCAGGGUAUAUUAGGUUUUUAUAAAUUCAGUUCUCAUUUUACAUGUCUUCCCUAUAAACCUUGAAUUUAAUAAGGUUGUUAGAGACAUGCUGGAAAUAAACAUUAUUGAACCACUGUCUUUCAAGCAAAUGUGUAAAAUGCACUUUGUCAUUUGAUGUCAUUCUAAAUAUAUUACCUACUAAGGUAUGACUGUCAGAAAGGUAGCAUUAAAAUAAUUUGGUUGAAAGUGGCACUUAUUGUAAUGGGGGAGAGAUGUCCGUCUUCCUGGUGUCAUAAUGAGCAAUCUGGGCUGUCAGAAGGGCAGGAUGGCCUCUGGAGCUCAGUGCUUCUGGUCAAUCCCAGAAAAGCACGCACUGAUGCAGCCAGGGUGACCACAUGACAAGAGCUGAAGCCAAGGUUUCUUCUGCAUCAAAUGAGUAUUGUUUGAUGAGACAGUGAAUCCCUCAGGGGACUGUGAGAUGAUUCAAGGUGGGAGCACACACUGUUCUUCCUGCUGGGUAUCACUCUGUGACCACAUUUAUGAAAGAGUAGAUAUUCUCACCGAGACAAUAUGUUCCUGGGAUUAAGGUGGGUCAUGGUAAGGUGAGUUCUCAGAAGAGCUCUCACUCAGCUUUCUCAGAAUGGUGCAUCAAAGAAAGCAAUGAGGACAUUUGGAAAAUACAGCUGUCAAAACUGGAAAUAUGGCCACAUGCAGAAAUGUGUCUGUCACUGAGUGUUUCAGUGUAUAUUUUGGUCUGAGCAUGGCUGGAGUUGCUGAACAUGCCUGGGUGUGUUUCUAGGUCUUAAUGUGCUAGUGAAAGUAGUUGCAUGUAUUCAUGCACAUGCCUCUGUGUGUUCUUGGCUGUGUCUGUGUGUAUGAAGAGGAUCUGUGUUUGUGUGAUCAUGUCCGCGUGGACAAGAAUGCUUAUGUUGUAAGGGGGAUAUGCACACUGAUGUGGAAUUCUAUAGCUGUUUGAGUUCUGUACUCCUGUGUGUGUGUGUGUGUGUGAUUUGCUUAAACAGGUACCAGCGUUAGAUUAUGAGUAGCUUGAAGGCCUGUCUUUGUGUAUGUCCAGGCCAUACAUGACAUGUGCUCAGGCUCAUAUCAAAGUAUAUGUCUGCAUAUGUGUUUUAGUUUAAGCAAAUAUACGAGACUGCAAGGAGGAAAAUCAAAAUAUGACUGGUAUGUAGGUGUCUUUCCCAUAAGCCCCUUCUCCCAGCUGGGAAUUCUGAAAACUCAGAGUGAAGUUAGAUGAGAAAGGAAAGAAAUGAUAUGAUAGAAACAGAAGGGGGAGAAAGAGGAAAGGUAGGCCCAGGGUCAGGCUUUUGAAUUUAUUUAAAUUCUCUAGAUUAAAGAGACAUGAAGGGUAGAACAGAGAAAUUAAUAUAAUUAGGAAGCCUUAAAUGUAUAUAAUACCCUACAAAGUAGAACAUAUCUACACAGUUGUAACCACAUUUGAAUCUCUUAUUAUCCAGGUGAAAUAGCAGGCUAAGAAGUAGUUUCCCCAUUUUACUGAUUUGAAACCUGAUGUUCAAGGGAGUAAACGUACUGUCAUUAGGCCACAGAAUAAACGAGUGGCCGAGCCUGCACAUGGGACUCUGGGUUUCUUGGGGCCAUGCAAUUUCCACUGCACCUUACUGCUUCACGCUUAAUGCUGGCAAGUGAGAAGUGAAACCCUGGCCGUUCUCUGUGUGGUUGACACUUGUCAAGUGUUUUUCACCAAAACCAUGAAUCAUUAGGCAAAUGCAUAUGCAUAUAUAUAUUAUAUAGACUGUAUGAUUUGUUUAUAACACAUUUCUUUCCAUGAAGGACAUGAAGGAGAUUCAACCACAGUAUACAUGAACAAUAAGUUUAAUCAAUAAUAACUCAAAAAUCUGGGUGAAGAACAAAAAGAGGAAAGAAAGACACCAAGAGUAAGCCUUUAGCAUACUGUUUCCCAUCCAAACUCCAGAGAGAUAGUUUUAAACAGUGUGGCUUUUGGAGGAAGACAAAAGUCACAUUUACUGUUUCCUACAUGUGCUUUGGGCUUCUCUUCUCUGAAAAUCUACUUAACUUAAAUAUACAAAGAGGGUAGGUAGACUAUUACUCUGUAAAGCUGUUGUAAGUAUUUAAAAUAAUAUAUGCAUAAUAUAAGGUACAUGAUUUGUAUGGGUGAGUGACCCUCUGGGACUUUACAAAGAUUACAUAAGGAAAAUCACUAAGUGCUCUUUCCAAUAACAGCAUUUUAGCAAUUGCUGUUUUCCCAACCUGUGUAACCACAGGAGGCCUGUGACUGUAAUCGGACAGUUUCUUUCUGACUUGGCUUAUACCCCUGGGGUUGUCAGAACCCCAGCCUCCUUGGGGACUAUAUAGCCUUUCUAGAAAUAACCAACAGGAUUCCGGAGGGUCUUACGAGAACUCAGAAGAAUCCUCAUAAGAAUCGUAGAGCUCUGGGGGGACAGAGAACAUGUCUGUUCAUCCUUUGCUUUCCCAGCCCUAAGCUCGAUGGUCUGUGGUCAGCAUCUGUUUAUUUGAAGAAUUGAUGAGUUAAUGAAGAACCAUAUUUAUAGGGAAUGCUGUCCUCUCUGCUUCCCAGAAAAGUUCCCCAACUCCUACACCAUUCUAGUUUUGGGGCUCUUGACUUCCUCUGCUGUUCCUUAUUUCUGUUGUUAUCUACCAUUUUCUCAGUCACUUCUUCCAUGUGGUUCCUUAAUUCCAAGUAUUUCAAAAGUUACUUUGCAGAGUGGAGAAGAGGACCUGCCUUAUAAUAGUUAUCUUUAAUGGUUAUUUUUAGGUCCUCUUCUCCUGCUUUAUGUAGGCCAUCUAAUUUAAAUUCCCACACCAUGCCUAUGAGAUGGGCACUAGUAAUAUCAGCACUUUUAUCCAGUAGGAAACUGGGGUCUGGAGCUGUAAGUAACUUAUUCAAAGUCACACAGGUAAUAAAUUUUAGAGUUUGCAUUUAAACCCAGUACCUGAUAUUAAAGGCCAACUAACUAUGUCAAAAAGUUUCUCUAAUGCCUUCCCUCUAUUUCAUAUACAGAUUGGAAUGUUACUUCUCCUUAGUUUUAUUUUCUCAUCAUUAUAGCCAGGGUUCAACAUUAGAACCAGGUAUGAUGGUUAAACUGAAGGAUGGGUGUAAGGCUAAAGGAUGGCUGUAAGAGGCAUUAGGUACUUGAAACCAACCAUUUUCUCCAACAGUGAUGGACUAAGCCUCUUCUACUUCAACUCUCUUUUCUGAUGGAGUAAAUUCUUUCUCCAUGAGGCUCCAGUGCCGACAGGUCCAUCCAGAUAGUCCCAGCUCUUUUCUGUAUAUAUACCAAUGACCCACUGCUUUCAUCUGGGAUUCAUUAUUUUGUUAAAAUUAGAUCAAUGUAAUUCUUAUUAAAAUACAAAUGAAAUAUUUCACAGAUUUAGAACAAACAUUUAAAAAAAUUAUAUGGAACCAUAAACAACCCCGAAUAGCCACAGCAAUUUUGAGAAAGAAGAACAAAGUCGGAGGUAUCACAAUACCUCAUAUCAAACUAUAUUACAAGGCCACAAUAAUCAAAACAGUCUGGCAUUGGUAUAAGAACAGAUGCAUAGACCAAUGCAACAGAAUAGAGAGCCCAGAAAUAAACCCAAAUCUCUAUGGUCAAUUUAUAUUUGAAAAAGGGGCAGGGGCAUAAAGUGGAGUAAAAAUAGCCUUUUCUACAAAUGGUGUUGGGAGAUCUGGACAACUUAAUGUAAAAAAAUGAAACUCCACCACCAACUUAUACCAUGUGCAAAUAUAAACUCGAGAUAGAUAAAAGGCUUAAAUAUAAGUCAUGACAUCAUAAAAAGCCUUGAGGAGAACACAAGCAGGAAAAUCUCAGAUAAUCCAUGCAGCAAUAGUAUUACUGAUAUGUCCCUUAGAGCAAGGGGCAUAAAAAAGAGAAUAAACAAAUAGGACUUUAUCAAAAAAUGUUCUGCAUGUCUAAAGAAAACAGUAGUGAAGUGAAAAGGGAACCCACCAUAUGGGAAAAUAUAUUUGCCAAUGAUACCUCAGACAAGGGUUUGAUCUCCAAAAUAUAUAAAGAACUCACAGGACUCUACUCUAGGAAGACAAACAACCCAAUUAAAAAAUGGGCAGAGGACCUGAACAGACACUUCUUCAAGGAGGACAUACAGAAGGUCCAGUGACAUACGAAAGGAUGAUCAAUAUCACUAGCCAUCAGAGAGAUGCUAAUUAACACCACAAUGAGACACCACUUCACACCAAUGAGAAUGGCCAUCAUAGACAAAUCAACAAACAAGAAGUGCUGGCAAGAUUGUGGAGAAAAGGGAACCCUAGUGCACUGUUGGUGGGAAUGCAGACUGGUGCAGCCACUGUGGAAAACAGUAUGAAACUUCCUCAGAAAACUAAAAAUGGAACUGUGUUUUGACCCAGCAAUUUCACUUCUGGGAUUAUACUCUAAGAACACUCAAACACCAAUUCAAAAGAACCUGUGCACCCCAAUGUUAAUAAGAGCACAAUUUACAAUAGCCAAGUGCUGGAAGCAACCUAAGUGUUCAUCAGUAAAUAAGUGGAUCAAAAAACUAUGGUACAUUUACAUAAUGGAAUUCUAUGCAGCAGAAAGAAAAAAGGAGCUCCUACCCUUCAUGACAGCAUGGAUGGAUCUGGAGAGCAUUAUGCUAAGUGAAAUAAGCCAAGCAGUGAAAGACAAAUACCAUAUGAUCUCACCUCUAAGUGGAAUCUAAUCAACAAAAAAACCAAGCAAACAAAAUAUAACAAGAGACUUCGAAAUAAAGAACAAACUGACAGUAACC